Molecule: messenger RNA, 7245 nt
Organism: Durusdinium trenchii
Lineage: Eukaryota; Dinophyceae; Suessiales; Symbiodiniaceae
Source: the annotation of a GenBank genome assembly
GUGAAAACCCAACCUGAAGACCGGACCGCGAGUGGACUGCCAUGGUCACUGCCGCGGUGGAGCACUUCCUGGUGAAAUUCCUGCAGCCCUACGUCGAUGGGAUCGAUGCAAAUGAUUUGCAUUUGUCCCUGUGGAAGGGCAAGCUGGAGCUCACCGACGUGAAGGUGAAGCCUGAUGUGCUGGGUCUCCUUGGCAUUGAAGGUGUUCGAGUGCCCAAGGGCCUGGUGAAGCGGAUCUGCAUCACCCUCCCCAGCACCCGGCGGAUCCUCUCAGGUAAAAUCAGCGUGAAUGUGGAGGGCGUGGAGCUACAUGGCCUGCACCUCAGUGAGGACUCUGAUCAAGAAGCCCUCAGGAAUGUUCGCAGCACCAAGCUCCAGGCGGUGGAGCUGCGGAUGACGCAGCUGAGAGAUCUUCAAAAACGCCAGCAACAGGCGAAGGAAGCCUAUGAUCAGGCCGAGCCUGGAUUUGGUGUAAGGUUUGCCAAGAGGCUCAUCACCAACUUGAGCUUGCAGCUCAUGGACGUCAAGCUGGCCUUCAAUAGUCAGGACCCCCGGGCAGCGUUCGCUGCAGAGAUGUCGUCCCUUGAGGUGAUCUCGACAGACAGCUCCUUCAAGAAGGUUCGACAGGACGAAGUGCUGGAGGAACAGGGUUCGUCCUUGUACAAAGUUCUCAGCUUUGAUGGCUUGAGUUUAUCCUAUGGACAGACUUCGCAGGAGCUCUCGAAGGUGGUGAGCCCUUUGAGGGCGGAGUUGAAGGUGGCACAUGUACCCGAUGAUGGGCUUUUGCGCCUGGAGGUGGAUUUGGCCACCGACAAGCCCAGUCGAAUCGAUUUGAAGAGGUCCCAAGUUGUAGGAGUUUUGGCGCUGAAAAGUGCCUUGAAAAACAAGUGGGACCGCUUGCGAGGGAUGUUGGUGGACCCCCAGGAAGAAGCACGCCUGAUGGCCACCUUGGACGAAUCGAAGGAGAGGUAUUUCAGUUUGUUCCGGCAACAAUGCCUCUCCAGCGUGGACAAGGGCGAGGCAAAAAUUGUGGCUGCGUUGGAACAAAGGGGCCUCAACUUUGCACCGCUUGAACCCAAAGAGAUGAAGGAGCUGGAGACCUUGGAAAAUGUUCUUCCUUUCCAGCUGCUUGCGGCUGCGCGGCAUCGGGCGGAGGACUACCUCGCAGAGCUGGUGAAAAUGGCCACACCGCAGCAGGCGAAGCAGGCAUCUGGCGGCUGGUUUAGUCGAACCUUUUGGCGGCGGGAGCCAGAAGAGUCUCCACUGGACAAGCUGAGCACUGAGGAGAUCUUGAAGGAGUUAAACGAUGGCAAAGCUGAAGUUGAGGUGGUCGAAACGCCACAGAAGGUGAAGGUGGUCCUUUGUGGCGGUCAAGUGUUGUUAGACUUGGAAGAGGACACCCGAACGGGUCCUGCUCUGAAGCUCUUGAACUUAGAUCUCAAGACCACCUCCCUGGCUGUGAAGGUGGAGUCGGCCACUGACCACAGGGGCCAGAGUAGUGCGGACUUCCGGCUGGAUCUUGGUCUGGGCUCGGCGAACGUCUCCCAUCAAGGCAAGCCUUUCCUUCGUCCCAAGGAGGUGGAUAUGGAGAUUCAGCAGGCCCUGGUGCUGCGUUUGGAGAACAAGGUGGAGCCCUCACAGAAUCUCAUGGAGCUGAGUUUGAUCUUCGCGCCACUGGAGAUUUACAUGAUCCCUGGACUGGUGGCCAGCCUCCUGGGCUUUUGGCCUGGCCCACCAGAAGUGGAGAAGGCCGCUGGCGUCUCACUGACACAGCCGACGAUCGUCCGGGAGGAGAUCUCCGCAUUUGCACCUGGGCCAAGCCGAGCUGAGAGGUUGAGGGAUGUGCUGGAGGAGAACGCAUCGAGGGCCAAAGAGUUGGCGGAAGAGGUUUACAAGCGAAUUCCUGACAAGAUUGGUCUCGAAAUUCGCUUGUCCUCUCCCACUGUUUAUGUUCCGGUGGCCGUCGGGCAGGCGAUCAUCACUUUGGGCCAACUGUCCCUCAAGAGCCCUGAGCCCUGCCUCUUUGACAAUCUUCACUUCAACAUCGAUCUGAAUCACACCUUCAUCUCCACCGUGAACCAGAACAAUGAGAGCUUCGAUGUGGUAGAGCCAUUGCCAAUCCACAUCUCUCUCAAGUAUAUGGAGCAGAAAGACUUCUUGUCCGUGAAUGUGGAAGUGAAGGUGGGACAGCUGAGCCUGUCGGCGUCACCGGAGGCGGUGCAGUUGUUGAUGGGUCUCCCCGAGGCCAUGGUGUCGACGCUGACGGUGCCAGUGGAAGUGAAACAGAUUCAGGACCCAGCACCAUCACCACCGCUGGAGAAGCCAGGAGAGGAAGCUGAGAGAGCGUCCUUAAAGACUUUAGACGUCACCCACGUCUUGGGUGAGGACUUUGCCGCGCUCCAGAGGGCUGAGGAGCUGCAGAAGAAGAGGAUGCGAACCACCGUCUCAGUGAGUUUCGAUGACGCCACCUUCGCCUUGUCCGACUCCAUCAUGCCCUUGCUGAGGCUCCGUUUGGAGGCGAUGCCACCUGGGCUUCAUGUCGAGGUGGAAUCCGGCUGCAUGGACUUGAAGUUAGAUGAAGCCAGCCUUGGCGUGGAAAUUCUGAACCCAAGGCACGGUGUUUGGGAGCCUUUUCUGGAACGCUUCGACUUCGCCUUGUCCAUGAAGCUGGCUGAGACAACUAGCCUGAAUUUGAAUGCAUUGGGGCCAUUGCUGAUCAACGUGGUUCCGACCCCGACGCAUCAAAUGCUGGAGCUCCUUCCCUUGCUUUUGGCCAGUCUAAGGCCUCCAAAGCGAUGUGAUCAGUCGGAGAGUCUGAGCUCGGCUGUGGCCAAGACCAAGUUACGGUUGGUGAGCUUGUGGGGUGGCCAGCUGGACCUGUUGUGCAGCAACGGCUCGGGUGCCAAGGCCACGAGCACGACCGUGGGGGUUUACCCCACUGGCUCCAAUUACCUCACGUUGGACGGGCAGGUCUCCCUGCUGGCAUUGCGCCAGUUCAGAGUCCGAGCACCUGGUUCUUCCUAUACCUCCGACCCGCUUUGGUUCGAGCAGAAUGCUGCGGUCAUGGUUCCUGGUUGCCAAGGUGACGUCGUUGCUCAGCUCCUAACACCUCAGCCCGACCAUCGCUUACUGUUCGUCGCACCUCCACUGCGACUCCACAACUGUACAGAUGUGGCCCUGGCAAUACGUUUCCAUGACAGCACCACGAAAGCAGUGGUUCAACAGAUGGACUCUGCCGUCUGCGAUGCUUCCCUGUUGGGCCUGCGUGAACUCCGGCUCCCAGAGGGUGAGCCGAUCAGCGAGAGGAGCACAGAGAAUGAGCUCAUCCUACCUCCAAAUAGCUUGUGCGCAGUGCCCACAGGGGCCAUGGGGCCAAAGACAGGCUCAGCGGCCAGCACCAUCAUCAGUGUCCGGCCUUUGUCCAGUACUUCUUUCAGUGUGCCCACGCUGGUCGGUGCUCAAGCGAUUGAGGGCAUCUCUUGUGCGCAGAUGCACUUCUUGGUGGUGCAAGCGAUUGAGAACAUAGGACAGCAAGCAGGCCUGGAGAAGGUCAAGACCCUGUCGAUUCGUCCGCCGCUUUUGCUGACGAACGCGCUUCCGAUCGGACGCCUGGGUUUGCAGUUCGCCUCCGCCACCGUCACGGUCCCCGCCUUGCAACGUUUGUGUUUCUACGGCACCAGUCUGGCAGAACUCCGUCGAGGCUUAAACUUGUGUGCUCAGCUUGCUGAGGGACCUUGGAGUGGGAAGGAGUUCCUCGCUGGCGACGAUGUGGUUGACACCACCGGGAAUGUUCAGGGAGACGAGGCCAAGGUGCUGGAGCUACGCAUCAGCAGCAAAGGUGCCGCAGCAGCUCUGAACUUGGAGUGCCUGGGCCACGGCGAGCUGCGCUUGAGCUGUCCUCAUUGGCUCUUGGACCGAAGUGGUCUUAAGGAGACCAGCUACGGACGCUUGGAGGUUCAUACCAGAGGGGCUCCUCUGCCAAGCCUGGAGGGCGUCACCCUGCUGCCAUCGGACUGCUUUGAGACUCCUUGCGACUUUGUCAUUCGAGGUCCCAAUGGCUCGGUGGCGGCCAAGUACUCCAUGAAGAUGCCUCCGAACUUCGAGGCCUUCGUUUGGCGAGUCCCCAACGGUUGCCUGGCCUUGAACCUCCAGACUGGCACAGUGCUCAACAGCAGUGUCUUCGGCGCCACUUGUAUGGAGUUCACGCUGAUGCCCCGGCUUCUUCUGACCAAUGCCUCCGACGAGGACCUCCAGAUCGAGACGUCCCAGCGGAGUCAGCUGCGCUUGGCACCUGGAGAGUCCCGGGUGAUGCAUUGGGAGGUGCCAGAAAACACCGACGGCAUUGAUGUGCUCGCGACCACCUUCCGUUUCCGCCCUUCGUAUGCCAAUGCCUUCUCCGGUGCAGUGCUUUGCAGCGACGCCUCAGCGGGGUCCACGCCCUUCUCCCUGACCACGGCACCCGGCGUGGUGGAGGUCUGGAGUGUGGACGUGUCACCUUUGCACGGCAAUCUGGGUGUCUCCAUCCGGAAGGGAUCGGACUUUGCUGCGGUGAACCGCACUGAGGACGUCAGGAUGCAGGUCCAGCCGAUCUCACGCUUCAUUCAUGGAUGUGUCAUCGCGAUUUCCUCUGGUACUGGAGAGAAGGUCAUUGAAGUUGCUCCAGGUGAGAGGCUGCCGAUUGGUUGGGCGACACCUUUUGCUGGCAACCGGUGUCGGGAGGCGAAGGUCACUGUUGGCUCUGAAGAACUGUCCAUCGACCUGCAGCGCACGGGCACGUGGCCCCUGAAAGCGUUGGGACACCGACAUGGAUGGAUCCGCGAAGAGACCACCGGCUUGGCAUUGCGGGUUUCACGCCAUGGCACCACCACGGAGCUGAGCCUGGAGGACAGUGCUGAAAAAGGGGCUGGCAGCCCCCGAAGUGGCGCCCAGGUUUCUGAUGAGAUUUCUGCAUCCUUAGCCUUGCGGGUGAAGCUUGGCCGUGCGGGCAUCUCCUUGAUUGAUGAGAACCCACCCAGGGAGCUUUUCUUCUUCUCACUGGAUAUGUUGCGCCUUGAGUACUUGCAGGACGCCGUCCGAGAUUCCGAGAAGGUCACCCUCUCCGUGUCGGAGGUGCAGGCUAUUUGUCAACUUCCAGAUCGAACAGAUGGGCAGGACAAGGUGAACAUGUUGGACCCGUCACGCUUGCAGCACCUGCCCGAUGCACUCUUCAAAAAUCAGGAGUUCCCAGCGGUGGUCCUGGCAAACCACUCCGCAGGAGGCAAGUCUUUCCUUCAGUUCCAAAUGAUGCGAGAGGCGACUUCGUCCAGGGAUUUGCUGAUCUCCUCUGCUCGCCUGGACGUGGACAAGUUGGACUUCACCUUAGACGAGCGCUGGCUGACCCCUCUGCAGACCUGGCUUAUGCACAUUUCCGGCCAAGGCGGCUUCGACUUGUUCGGAGCUCCGGCGUCGGAGCUGCUGGCGAAAGCGGGGAAGCCGAUCACGGAUGGCUACGUGGCUCCUCCAGUGCCUGCUGUGGUCCAGGCCCAAGGUGUGAAGAUCAGUGCACUGGACACCACCGUUUGGUGCAGCCUGCGGCUGAAGUAUUUGGAAUUCCUUCCAGCCUACAUUCGGGCAGCGGUGAAGGUCUUUUCAGCCAGCAACUACUUCACCUUGGAUGGAGUCUCUUUAGCUUUGCCUGCCAGGGAGUUGGAACCUCACCGUGGAUCCUUGCAGGACUAUACUACAGCGAUCCGCGCUGACUACAGCAGAUCCGUUUUGUCGCAUUUGGCCUCCCUCUUGGGCAAGAGUUCGUUGCUAAACCUGCCAAAGGCACCGCUCAAGCUGGGUGGUGCAGCUGUGGCGCUCAUGAGUGAUGGUUUGACGGAUGUCACCGAGGGCGCGGUGUCCAUGCUCCGGAAUCUCACAAUGGACGAGGAGUUUAUCGAGCGGAAGAACAGAUCCAAGGGCCAAAUCCAAGGAGCUGGUCAAGGCUUUGCUGCUGCUGGAAAGAGCUUGAUGGAAGGUGUGGAGGGCAUCUUUGAUGUGGUCAGGAAGCCCGUCGAAGGAGCCCAGACCGGCGGCAUCUGGGGAUUCGGAACAGGCCUCGCCAAGGGCGCGAUGGGUACCUUAGUGAAGCCGGUGGCUGCGCUGGGCACGGCCGUUGGGGAGGUGGCCGAUGGACUGGCCUCCACCAGCAACCAGCUCAACGUCAAUGAGGGAAGUGAGCGGCGGCGGAACCGCCGGCGUCUGCGGCUUCCACGGCUCCUGUACGGUGAGCUGGGCGAAGUGCGACCCUUCGUGGACAUCGAUGCCCAGCUUUUCCAGAGGUACGGCCAGUUCCUCCAGGGGGUUUGCGAGGUCAUCCCACUGGAGAGGCAAGGCUCAGAUGCUUCACGCGUGACCACAGUGCUGCUACUCUUCUCCCAGAACUUGGCAGUGGCUGCUGCACGAGAGGCCCCACGCAAUGAGCUCACCACCUUGGAGAGGAGCUUCCCAGCACUGGCGGCAGCACCGCAGGAAUCGCUUUUGAAAGAAUUUACAAUGAGUAAGGUCGGCGGCGGCCUUCGGGGCCUUUCCUAUGCAGAUCUUCAGGUCUUUUGGAUUGAAGGCCAAGUGAUGCAUUUGAAGGCCUUGAACAGGGACUUCAAGUUGGACUUCACCAAGGCUGGCCUCCAAGAGGGCGCUCGAGAGGCGUUGCGGGAAGGUUUGCAGAUGGCCAUCGAUGGGCGCCUCCAAGCGAACCGCAGCUGGGCCGAGCUGAGAGCGGCCCUCCGCAACGACGAACAUCUGGCGCGGGUGCGGGAUAUGAAGAUGGCAGCAGAGACAGGACUGAAGAUGAUCGAGACGGAUGCGGCUCGGAUGAGCGACCGGGGUGCCGCUCGCAUCAGGCGCUUGGAGGUCUUCGAGGUGGAGCGCUUCACCUUGGGCUUCGGAUGGGGCACCUGCAAUUGGCCGACAGAUGGAGAGCUUCAGUGGCGUUGGGUGCAGGAGAACGGCAGGAAGCAUCCACAGGUGGAUGAGAGGCUGACCCAAAAGCAAGCAACAAAGGCAGAGGAACCUCCUUGCCAAUUGGGCGGACUCUACAAGGUGAUCGACAAGGUCACGGACAAACAGGGCUGGGUCUACGGCAUGGCUUGGAGCCAACCAGAUUGGAGCCAACACCAGGGUUUGAACCUUCUCAGGAGACGGCGUUGGACCCGCCCCUUCCACUGAGACUCGCGGAACACCUGGAGAGUCAAAAACACCUGGAGUCGGAUCCAUAUCAGGC